UAAAUCCAAUGGCAAAGUUGGAACGUUGGUACUUUAGGAGCCUUAGGCCUGAAGCUCAUGUGGACAUGAAGAUUAUUGAUGCUUUUGCUCAUGUACAACGAUUUACACAUAAAGAGAAGUGUGACAAAAUGGAGGAUAUGAGAACUCUAAUUUUGCCCACCUUUCAUCCCAAUUUGGAAAGUGGUCAUGGUCAGAACUUUUGGGAGACGGGGGAUUUUGGUUUUCUUGGUGUACCGGUCGAUGUUACUUUGGUUCUAAAUAAUGCCGAAAAGAUCCUAGUGCCUAUGAAGGACAUCGAAUACAAUCACUGGAUACUGGCUGUAUUGGACAUUAAGAGUUCCUCUGCAUCGUAUUGGGACUCCAUGUCCACUGCACGCGCAAAAAGGCACAGGAUACAUAUGCUUAGCACACUGUUGAAGAAGCUUGAUAAGUUGCUGUUGAGGACGACGGAUGAUGUGCAUUCUGGCCGACCUGUUUUUGAAGUUUUCAAUAUAGUGCCUGCCGGAAAACUCCCGCAAUAGGACAAUGGACAUGAUUGUGGUAUUUUUGUCAUGAGGUUUAUGGAGUACAUUGCAUCCGGACAAUCUCCUCCCUCGACCUAUGUAGGUG
This is a messenger RNA of Humulus lupulus (European hop), 609 nucleotides long. RefSeq lists its product as uncharacterized. Gene Ontology annotation, biological process: proteolysis. Gene Ontology annotation, molecular function: cysteine-type peptidase activity. The transcript is spliced from 5 exons. Bases 9 to 521 code for a protein of 170 amino acids. Lineage: Eukaryota; Viridiplantae; Streptophyta; Magnoliopsida; Rosales; Cannabaceae. The record is from RefSeq and is a predicted model, not a curated record.